Penicillium argentinense is the source of this 1512-nucleotide messenger RNA. RefSeq lists its product as uncharacterized. Gene Ontology annotation, molecular function: carbohydrate:proton symporter activity. Bases 1 to 1512 code for a protein of 503 amino acids. Gene Ontology annotation, biological process: carbohydrate transport; transmembrane transport. The record is from RefSeq and is a predicted model, not a curated record. Gene Ontology annotation, cellular component: membrane. The transcript is spliced from 3 exons. Lineage: Eukaryota; Fungi; Ascomycota; Eurotiomycetes; Eurotiales; Aspergillaceae.
AUGGGUCGCAAACUCGGCCUCUUCCGGGCCAUCUACCUAGUCUCGGCCAGCUGCAUGGGCUCCUUUGCAUUCGCCUUUGACACAGGCAUCAUCAGUGGUGUCCUCGCCUUGAAUUCCUUCCAGGAAGACUUCAAGUACACCCACUACACGAAAGCCCAGAAGACCACCGUCAACUCCAACGCCGUCUCCAUCUUGCAGGGUGGUGCCUUUUUUGGAUGCUUCCUGAUCUCACCCGUCGCCUCAUACCUUGGUCGCCGCACCGGUCUCAUCGUCAGCUCCCUCAUCUUUACCGUCGGUACAAUCUUGCAGGUUAUCAACUCGGGAACCCUCGGCACCUUCUAUGCAGGCCGCGUGGUGGCGGGAUUUGGCAUCGGCUCUGCGACUGUCUUGAUCCCAAUGUACUCGGCGGAAAUGUCACCAAAGGAGUUUCGAGGCAGAUUGGGUGCUUGCUUCCAGCUCUUUUUCGCACUGGGUGUCAUGAUCGCAUACUGGACUACAUACGCCGUGUCUAAAGACCAACCAGAGGGAACCAAUCAGUGGCAGACCGCGUUGGGUCUGCAGCUCCUCGGCUCAACCUUGUUGCUUAUCGGCAUGUGUACGGUCAAAGAGAGUGCUCGUUGGCUAGCAUCCAAGGGAAAAAUCGACAAGGCUCGCGAAUCACUCAAGUGGAUUCGCGGCGGCGAAGAGACUCCAGAACUGCAGGCAGAAUUCGAUGAGAUCUUAGCUGGUAUUGAAGAAGAAGCCCGCGUGAAAGAGAAUCUGACGAUCCGCGAGCUGUUCCUCCCGGCCAACCGCUACCGAAUUUUUAUUGCGAUCACGAUUCAGCUCUGCGCCCAGCUCACUGGAAAUACCUCGCUCGCAUACUACGCCACCCAGAUCUUCAGCGCUGUUGGCGCCGGCAGCUCAGCCAAGCUCGUCACGGGGUUCUUCGGUGUAGUCAAGGUGUGUGGUGUCUUGAUUUUCCAGACAUUCGUGCUAGAUCGCAUUGGCCGACGCGUGCCAUUUAUGGCAGGCGCUUUUGCCAUGGGCUCGUUUAUGUUGAUCAUUGCCUGCAUUUUGGCGACACACCCAGUCAAUGCAAGCGCCACAGGGGCCAGUUCCGCCGGCAUUGCCUGUAUUAUCAUGACCUAUGCAGAGGCGUUUAGCUACAACAUGUCGUGGGGUCCUCUACCGUGGCUAUAUAUGGGCGAAAUCUUCUCUAGCCGAACUCGGGAGGCUGGUGUCGCUAUCGGUGCCGCAUCGCAAUGGCUGUUCAAUUUUAUGAUGUCCCAGGUCACUCCGCACGCGAUCGAGAAUAUCGGAUGGCGCAUGUUUUUGAUGUUUGCCAUUUUCAACUACGCUAUCAUCGGAUACUCGUGGCUGGUCUUGAAAGAGACCUCGCAACACUCGCUGGAGGAAAUGCAGGAAGUCUUUGGGGGACCGAAGCAUCAGCAAAAGCAUGUGGAAGCUGCGGUGCACGAAGAGAACACGCAGUCUGACGCCAAAGAAGCCGCUGAUCCCGUCAAACAGUAG